AUGCACUCGUCCUUCACCCGCAUCCAAAACGUCUUCGGCUUCUUCACAACAGUCGCCUGCGUGCUAGCUGGCUUCAUCGCCGCAACCGACCUCCUCGCCGCCCGCAACCCCAGCGGCACUCUCAUCCCAACCAACAUCCAAGUAGUCAAAGGCCGCCCCCACUACUAUAGCAGUAAAAAGGAAGAAUACGCCAUCAUCAAGUUCUCCCUCGACGCAGACCUCUCGAGCCUCUUCACAUGGAACACAAAGCAGCUCUUCGUCUACGUCACCGCCGAUUGGCCCUCGGCGGAGGGCCAGAACGCUACAAACUCAGCCGUCAUCUGGGAUAGCAUCAUCACGAACCCCAGCGCCGACCACCUGCAGAACAUUGGGCCCAUUGCCAUGAAGAAGCUCAAGCGCAGUGCGGAAGGCAAGGCGAUUGAUCCCAGCCGUGGCCUUCUUAAACUCAACAACCAGCGACCAAAGUACCAAAUCACGCAUCCCUCGGGCAAGAUUGCCAGCGUCAACGAUGUGACCCUUAAGCUGCAUUAUAAUGUCCAGCCAUGGGUUGGCCUGCUUACGUGGAACAUGGACAAGGUUAUCGGGUGGUGGUUCCCAAUGGAGAAGGGCGUGAGCGAAAAGUUUGAGUUUCCGGCGGUAAAGACCAAGGAUGCGAAGAAGAAGGCCAAGAAAGCCUAG
Metarhizium robertsii ARSEF 23 is the source of this 678-nucleotide messenger RNA. Its product is annotated as microsomal signal peptidase subunit. Lineage: Eukaryota; Fungi; Ascomycota; Sordariomycetes; Hypocreales; Clavicipitaceae. Gene Ontology annotation, cellular component: membrane; signal peptidase complex. Gene Ontology annotation, biological process: protein targeting to ER. The record is from RefSeq and is a predicted model, not a curated record. Bases 1 to 678 code for a protein of 225 amino acids. The transcript has 3 exons.